AUGAAAGAUCAUCAAAUGGGUGAAUGUUUGUUAUUUCUUGUUGGUGUUAUGGUUUUAUCCAUGGCACAUUCAAAAGCUGAUCAGAAUGAAAAUUGGUGGAGUGAGACUGUUCCAUACAAAAUGGGUACGGAAAAGAUGACAAAGUUACAUUUUUACUUCCACGACACGGGAAAUCCAACGGCUGUCAAGAUUGCUGAAGCGCCGGGGAGUAACAGUUCUGCAACAAGGUUCGGGGAAUUGUACAUGACGGAUGACCCAUUGAGUGAAGGACCAGACCCAAAUUCUAGACUUGUCGUUCGAGCUCAAGGCUUAUAUGGAACUUCUGGAAUGAAUGAGUCGUCUUUGAUUAUGGGCAUAAGUCUUGUUUUCGUAGGUAACAAGAAGUUUAAUGGUUCAACCAUCAGUGUGUUUACCAGGAAUCCGAUCACUCAUAAAGAACGGGAAUUUGCGAUCGUUGGUGGAACCGGAUAUUUUCAAUAUGCCCGUGGGUUUAUAACUGCUAAGCCAUACUGGGCUAAUGGUAAAAAUGCUACUGUGGAGUACAGUUGUACUAUUGUUCACUAUUGA
Messenger RNA from Papaver somniferum (opium poppy), 567 nucleotides. RefSeq names its product dirigent protein 2-like. The record is from RefSeq and is a predicted model, not a curated record. NCBI's taxonomy places the organism in Eukaryota, Viridiplantae, Streptophyta, Magnoliopsida, Ranunculales, Papaveraceae. The coding region runs from base 1 to 567 and encodes 188 amino acids. The transcript has a single exon.